This is a messenger RNA of Meriones unguiculatus (Mongolian gerbil), 6899 nucleotides long. RefSeq names its product ADAM metallopeptidase with thrombospondin type 1 motif 3 (gene Adamts3). Gene Ontology annotation, cellular component: extracellular matrix. The transcript has 23 exons. The coding region runs from base 659 to 4324 and encodes 1221 amino acids. Gene Ontology annotation, biological process: proteolysis; extracellular matrix organization. NCBI's taxonomy places the organism in Eukaryota, Metazoa, Chordata, Mammalia, Rodentia, Muridae. The record is from RefSeq and is a predicted model, not a curated record. Gene Ontology annotation, molecular function: metalloendopeptidase activity.
CCUUAUUAGCGCCCGGCGAGUCGCCGGCAGAGAGAGAGCAGACGGCCCGGGCCGCGAGCAACCGGAGCGGGCGAGCGGCCCACUCCUCCCUCCUCCCAGGCGGCCGCCUCCUCCUCCCCUCGUCCUCCCGCCCCCACUGCGUGUGCAGCGGAGGCUCCAGGGCUCGCUCUGCCUCUUUUCUCCCGCUCGCUGGGCUCCGGCUCCCACUCCUCCCCUGCCCGCCGCGCUCCCGGGGACCCCGAGCCGUCUCCGUGCUCAGCCUCGGCGGCCCACGGUGCUCCCGAGAGCCCUGCAAAAGCAGCCCCGGGACAGAGAGUGGGACGCCUCGGUCCCUUCCCCCGCUCGGUCAGCCUCUCUUUCCCCGGCUCGCGGCACCCCUGGCUCCCUCACAGUCGGCUCGGGAGCACAGGGUGAGAAGGUGAAGUGGAAAGGACCGACAGGGCACGGGGCCAGGCGCACGGCUCACGUUGCCUUUUCAUUGAGCAAAGCCCAAGAUUUUUUUUUUAAAGCUCUGCACGCCGCCCCCUGCCCCCCCCCCCCCCUCCGCGCGCUCCCCUUUUCCAUCUUCUUUGCGCUUUUUUAAAGGAAACUUAUUUUGGAGUGGUUUGCGCUGGGAUAGCUGCUUUGCCCAGCAGUUGCGAAGUGCACUCGCCUCGUGAUGGUGUUCCUGUCACUUUGGUUGAUAGCAGCCUCUCUGGUAGAGGUUAGGACAUCAGCUGAUGGACAAGCUGGUACUGAAGAAAUGGUGCGAAUAGAUUUACCAAUAGAGAGAUAUGGAGAGUAUGAGCUGGUGACACCAGUCAGCACGAAUCUAAAAGGACACUAUCUUUCCCAUAUUCUUUCUGCCAAUCACAAAAAGAGGUCACCGAGGGACUUGUCGUCCAACUCAGAACAAGUGUUCUUCAAUGUCACAGCAUUUGGAAGAAAAUUUCAUCUUCGACUAGAGCCGAACACGCGCUUCAUCGCCCCUGGAGCUGUUGUAGAAUGGCAUGAGACCUCUCCAAUGCCUGGGAAUACGACUGACCCUGGAAAUGCCAAUCCACACGGAAGUGCUUCAGAAGCAAUCAGGAGAUCAGAGCCCUUGCAGACUAGCUGUGCUUAUGUCGGUGACAUCAUGGACAUUCCCGGAACCUCUGUUGCCAUUAGCAACUGUGAUGGUCUGGCUGGAAUGAUAAAAAGUGAUAAUGAAGAGUAUUUUAUUGAACCCUUGGAGAGAGGUAAGCAGAUGGAUGAAGAAAAAGGAAGGAUUCACGUUGUCUACAAGAGAUCAGCCAUGGAGAAGGCUCCCAGAGGUGUGUCUGAAGACUUCUACCACAGGGAGUCAGAUCUGGAAGGCCUUGAUGAUCUCGGCACCGUUUACAGCAACAUUGGCCAGCAGCUGAACGAGACACUGCGUCGCCGUAGACACGCGGGGGAGGACGAUUACAACAUCGAGGUGCUUCUGGGCGUGGAUGACUCCGUGGUCCGUUUCCAUGGCAAAGAGCAUGUCCAAAACUACCUCCUCACCCUGAUGAACAUCGUAAAUGAAAUCUACCACGAUGAGUCCCUCGGAGUGCACAUAAAUGUGGCCCUGGUGCGAAUGAUCAUGCUCGGCUACGCAAAGUCCAUCAGCCUCAUAGAGAGGGGAAACCCAUCCAGGAGCCUGGAAAAUGUGUGUCGCUGGGCUUGCCAGCAACAAAAACCUGAUCCCAAGCAUGCUGAACACCAUGAUCAUGCAAUUUUCUUAACCAGGCAAGACUUCGGGCCUGCUGGAAUGCAAGGAUAUGCACCUGUCACAGGCAUGUGUCACCCAGUGAGAAGCUGCACCCUGAAUCAUGAAGAUGGCUUUUCAUCUGCUUUUGUAGUAGCCCAUGAAACUGGCCAUGUGUUGGGAAUGGAGCAUGAUGGACAAGGCAACAGGUGUGGUGAUGAGACCGCCAUGGGCAGCGUCAUGGCGCCCCUGGUGCAAGCUGCCUUCCAUCGCUACCACUGGUCCAGAUGCAGUGGUCAGGAAUUGAAAAGAUACAUCCACUCCUAUGACUGUCUCCUUGAUGACCCCUUUGAACAUGAUUGGCCCAAACUCCCAGAACUUCCGGGAAUUAAUUAUUCCAUGGAUGAGCAAUGCCGUUUUGAUUUUGGUGUGGGCUACAAAAUGUGCACAGCGUUCCGAACCUUUGACCCGUGUAAACAGCUAUGGUGUAGCCAUCCUGAUAACCCGUACUUCUGUAAGACUAAGAAGGGGCCCCCACUCGAUGGAACCGAAUGUGCUGCUGGGAAGUGGUGCUAUAAAGGGCACUGUAUGUGGAAGAACGCUAACCAGCAAAAACAAGAUGGCAACUGGGGGUCAUGGACCAAAUUUGGCUCCUGCUCCAGGACGUGUGGAACUGGUGUUCGUUUUAGAACACGCCAAUGCAACAAUCCCAUGCCCAUCAAUGGUGGUCAGGACUGCCCUGGCGUUAAUUUCGAGUACCAGCUUUGUAAUACAGAAGAAUGCCAAAAGCACUUUGAGGACUUCAGGGCCCAGCAGUGCCAACAGCGUAACUCCCACUUUGAGUACCAGAAUACCAAACACCACUGGCUGCCGCACGAACAUCCUGACCCCAAGAAAAGAUGUCACCUUUACUGUCAGUCCAAGGAGACAGGGGACGUUGCUUACAUGAAGCAGCUGGUGCACGACGGGACUCGCUGUUCCUACAAAGACCCGUACAGCAUAUGUGUGCGAGGCGAGUGUGUGAAAGUGGGCUGCGACAAAGAAAUUGGUUCCAACAAGGUUGAGGAUAAGUGUGGGGUCUGUGGCGGGGACAAUUCCCACUGUCGGACUGUGAAGGGCACAUUUACCAGGACACCCAGGAAGCUUGGCAAACAUUUAAGCAAGAGAUGCCAUAAGGAACUCAAGUUUCUGGAAAAUGAAAUCUGGUACCUUAAGAUGUUUGAUGUGCCCCCUGGGGCCAGACAUGUGUUAAUCCAAGAAGACGAGGCUUCUCCUCAUGUUCUUGCUAUCAAGAACCAAGCCACAGGUCACUACAUUCUAAACGGCAAAGGGGAGGAAGCCAAGUCACGGACCUUCAUAGAUCUUGGUGUGGAGUGGGACUACAACAUUGAAGAUGACAUUGAAACCCUCCACACGGAUGGGCCCCUACGUGAUCCCGUCAUUGUGCUGAUCAUACCCCAGGAGAAUGACACCCGCUCCAGCCUGACGUAUAAGUACAUCAUCCACGAAGACUCGGUGCCAACCAUCAACAGUAACAAUGUCAUCCAGGAGGAGCUGGAUACCUUCGAGUGGGCGUUAAAGAGCUGGUCCCAGUGCUCCGAACCCUGCGGUGGAGGUUUCCAGUAUACCAAAUAUGGAUGCCGAAGGAAAAGUGACAAUAAAAUGGUUCAUCGCAGCUUCUGUGAGGUCAAUAAAAAGCCGAAACCCAUCAGACGCAUGUGCAACAUUCAGGAAUGCACACACCCGCUCUGGGCAGCAGAAGAAUGGGAGCACUGCAGCAAAAGCUGCGGCAGCUCUGGGUACCAGCUCCGCACCGUGCGCUGCCUCCAGCCACUCCAUGACGGAACCAACCGCUCCGUGCACAGCAAGUACUGCAUGGGGGACCGUCCUGAGAGCCGCAGGCCCUGCAACAGAAUGCCCUGCCCCGCCCAGUGGAAGACAGGGCCCUGGAAUGAGUGUUCAGUGACCUGCGGUGAAGGGACAGAGGUGAGACAGGUUCUCUGCAGGACUGGGGACCACUGUGAUGGUGAAAAGCCGGAGUCUGUCAGGGUCUGCCAGCUGCCUCCCUGUAACGAUGAGCCAUGUUUGGGCGACAAGUCCAUAUUCUGUCAAAUGGAGGUGCUGGCACGAUACUGCUCCAUCCCAGGGUAUAACAAGUUAUGUUGUGAGUCAUGUAGCAAACGCAGUGGCACCCUGCCACCACCAUACCUUCAAGAAGCUGCUGAAAUCCAUACUGAUGCUAUCUUUGGCCCUAGUGACCUCCCUAGGUCGCUAGUGAUGCCUACGCCCUUUCUCCCUUACUACUCAGGGACCCGUGCUGAGAAGAAAUCCUCGCGUAACAUCUCUUCCACAGCAAAUGCAAACGCAUAUGCUGCUUUCCAAGCCAGCAGCAGACCUAGUGCUAACUUCUACCAGAAGAAAGCUCAACAGUCUGGGAGAAAAACGCCGGGACCAAUACCACCCUCCUCAGCCCUAAAGACUGAUCACCUCCAUUCUGCCUCACCUGUGGCUGCUGUCCCCGCCCCUGCUCUCAGCGAUUCAAUAGGUGCUUCUCCCCAGACAAGAACCCCAAAGAAAGAUGGAAAGAGUAUUAGCAGGAGACAUCCUAUCAGGUCAACCGCCUCAGAGAGAUGAGAAAGCGGACCAAUGGAGCUAGAAAUGAAAGGGAAACCCGGACAGCCUCCCUCCCUGCAUGGUGCAUACAGCUUGUUAAAAAAGCAGUACUCUCCACACAAGGUUUACUCACGUGCUCUGUAAAUGGAAGGACAGGAAGUGCCGGUUCACUUUUCAGUUGCUUCCAUCCUCCUCCUGUUCUGUGUUGACUUGUUUGACCGAAUCCAUUGGAAGAAAGCGCCAAAGACUGUUUUCCGAAGGAAAGAGCCCAGCUGCAGUGGCCCCUGCCUAGAGUCCCAGCAUUUGGGAAACUAAGGCAAGAGGAUAGCUGCUGGUUCUGGGCCAGCCUGGAACACCCCUCUCAAAAACAGAAAAGCAAUGCAAAGUGGUUCAAUGUGUUAGGUGCUCUCUAAAGAAGAAAAGAGACUGGAGCCAAUUUUGUGCAUAUCAGCUGAUUUGUUUGUUUGUUUGUUUGUUUUUAAAAAGUUACAGUUGAAAUUACCGAAACAAAUGCCAGUGGUUUACGCUUCAAGAAAUUUUGGAAAAUAAUUCUUAGACUUGUAUUCCUAUUUAUCUAUAUUAGAAAUACUGUAUGAGCAAAUUUGCAACUGUUGUGUAAAUACUGUACAUUGCAGAAAUCAGUAUUAUUUUAAAAGAUGUCUCAGAUGAUUGUUUACUAUCUUACAUUUCUGGAUGUUCUAGGGUGCCUGUCAUUGAGUAUUGCCUUAUGUGACAUUCCAUGAGUUGAUUUCAAAGCAGAAUGUUCUGAGGAAGUUGGGAUUGCAGCUACUGACAUCCUAAAGAAGGUUUGCCAUUGGUUUAUCUGUUGGCACUGCAGGUACACAGGUGACCUGCCUUCUAUUCUAACAACAGAAGGAACAGGACUGGUGUCUUCAUGUAUUUGUGCACACUGGGUGCAGCGGAUAAACUUGGACACGGCAAAUCCCAGCCUCCUUGCCAUCAUCCUGUCAGAGGGCGUCAUGAAGAUGCACAUUGUCUCCACGAUGGCCUGUCCUUGUGCUAACAGUUGUGCUCAAUGUACUGUGACACUCACGGGUGUGCUGUGUGCGCUUGCCCAUAGCUGAGAAAAGUGUCAUCAGGCGAGAGCUGACACUUGGGUCCGUUCGUGCUUUGCAAGCAGGUUCAAGGAAGCGUCUCUGUCGUGGUUGAGAUAUUUAUUUUCUGCAUGGUUCCUAUCUAAUUGUUCACAGCCGCAGUGCACCUGACUGCAGUGCCAUGCUGGCAGCUCUGCCAGGGACAAACAUGCUCACGCUAAGGCCAGAAGCGCUCUCUCCCAGGGAGCGGAUGUACAGUACUUGUAUAUAGGAUAAAGAUCUGAAGAUAUUUAUUUUAAGAGUUGAUUUUUUUUCUCGAUAGUCUUUUUAUGUCUUUAAUAUUUACACUAAUAUCAAUGACAUUUUAGUAAACUAGAGAGACACGAUUAGUGUGUGCCAUGUUCUGUACAGAAAGAACACAAUUUAAAGUGAGCACAAGCACACAGCCGACUCAAAGAACUAAAACUGGACAGAUUCUUAAUUUAAAAGACACCAUUGGCAGCACUUGGUUGAAUCCAGGGCCUCUCCCAUGCUAAGCAAGCCCUCCUUCACCGAGCUGUAUUCCCAGCUCCUUUUGUGUUUCCAGUACAGGGUCUCUCUAAGCUGUCGGGGCAGGCCUUGAACUUGUGGAUCCACCUGCCACAGCCUCCCAAGAAGCUGGGAUUAUAGGCAAAGCUUGUGUUAAAUAUCUACAUCUUUUUAAGUAUUUGAGACAGAGUUGAUGACUUGUUCCCCUUCAAGGAUACAUAAAAUAGUGAGGAAAUUCAGCUACCUAUUGAAUGAAAUAGUGAGUUAGAAAUAUUUCUAAAGCUGGAUGAGGUGGUACACACCUGUCAUCCCAGCAUUCAGAAUCCAAGGCAGGAAGAUUACUGUGAGUGUGCAGCCAUCCAGGUCUAUGUAGCAAUACCCUGUCUCAAACAAAACAUAUUUUAAGUAUAUAAUGAGUACUCCCUGAAUUGCACUUAAAGACAAAGAUCAUUGUUAGCUUGCUUUUGAAAUCAUUUUCUAAACAUGUCUAGAAAUCCAUUCCGCAGAUUAGAGUAGAGAUGUGUAAUCCUCUCAAAGCACAGACUGAGAAGGCCUUUUGCAUUGCAACCGUCAUAAAUCAACAGCCUAAGCUAUGACUCAAUACCUCGAAACAAUUGCUGCUACUUCAUGCAAGAAUUUUAAAUGUCGAGUUAGGUGACUUCCUGAUAGUUAACAAUCCCUGAGCCUUAAAGGAUCUCUCUCUCUCUCUCUCUCUCUCUCUCUCUCUCUUUCCUUCUCUCUUUCUCUUUCUUUCUCUUGAAAACUUCACCAGGACGAAACUCUCUCUAGUUUACUCGGGUGCACACACAUCUAGUCCAGAGGAGCCUGAGGAUGGUCACACACGUACACCCCCACAAGAUGUACAUAUCCUUCCACUUUCUACCUAUGCGCUUUCUUUUCUACUAAGCUGGAAGUUCCUUUUUAUCAAGGUGUACACUACUGAUACUGUUUGUUGUAUUGGGAACACAUAGCAAUAAAAAGCGUGAAAGAGGAGGCAUGGUCUGACCUUGAUU